This is a messenger RNA of Sinocyclocheilus rhinocerous, 3556 nucleotides long. RefSeq names its product transcription factor HIVEP3-like. Gene Ontology annotation, molecular function: RNA polymerase II cis-regulatory region sequence-specific DNA binding; DNA-binding transcription factor activity, RNA polymerase II-specific. The record is from RefSeq and is a predicted model, not a curated record. Gene Ontology annotation, biological process: regulation of transcription by RNA polymerase II. The transcript has 2 exons. NCBI's taxonomy places the organism in Eukaryota, Metazoa, Chordata, Actinopteri, Cypriniformes, Cyprinidae. Gene Ontology annotation, cellular component: nucleus. The coding region runs from base 488 to 3556 and encodes 1022 amino acids.
AUGCCCCAGCAUCCCGCAGACCUGCCUCUCUGGACCUAAAUGCCACAAGGCAAUCGGGUGCCCGAGUCAUCGCGGACUAAUAGAUGGAGAGGGAACGGCCACGCUGUCAGAAUUCAAAUCUCUGAAGUGGAUCAUCAUAAAGCACCUGCAGAAUACUGGGACUUGAGAGCAUUCGUGGAAAAAACAUAGUUGCCAUGGAUUUUCAAGGACAAGAAUGAACAAGAAACAGAAGAGGCAGAAUUUCCUGUAACUGAAAAACUGAAAAAAAGAAAAAGAAUUGUAGUUGUAUUUCAUAUAAUUCCUUUUGAAGACGUUCUUCUCACAUUAAGCAAUAAUGUAUUCAGAAUGCUCCAGUUGGGACAGAUAUGUACAAUCCAUGCAUAUGUUAUGUGGAACAAAGUAUUAUGCGAUGCUCUGAAUGGUCAUAAAUUAAUAGGUCAUUCAUACAGUGUGGAAUAAACAGUACCUCAAGCUUUCAUCCCAUUUUAUGGAGGCCUUGCAUAGCCAGUUGACCACAGGGGAGCAAUCUGGAGGUUUAGAAAAGCAGAAUGAGACUUCAGUGGACAGCCCCCAGCCACAUUCAGUCCCGCAGUAUCAUGAACAGAACAAGGUUGUCAAGCAGCAGCAACAUGCACAACAGCAAAAACAUCUUAAUAUUGAGAGAAAGCGUCUCAGAUUACAGAGGAAAACUGCUCAGGAGACAGACACUGUUGAAGAGGAAAUGUCUCCGAGGGCAUCUGGAAGUUCUGGAUGUCUUGUUUCUAACAUGAGGGAGCCUAGUGAAAUGCCAUCUGGAGGUUCAUCCUCAGAAGUAUCAGCUAUACCAUCCUGUUCCACGGAUGCGACCCUGGAAGGUACACCUAGACAAAAACGUGAGCGUAAACCUCAAAAGCCCGGAAAAUAUGUGUGCUCAUACUGUGGACGUGCUUGUGCUAAGCCCAGCGUGCUUCAGAAACAUAUUCGAUCCCACACUGGAGAGAGACCUUACCCCUGUGCACCAUGUGGGUUCUCCUUCAAGACUAAAAGUAAUCUUUACAAACACAGAAAGUCCCACACUCAUAGGGUGAAAGCUGGUCUGACUGCAGAAACGGAGGGACCAGGUAUAAGUUGUUCAGAGGAGCCACUUACAGAAUCAGAUGAAGAAAGCCAACCAUCUUCCUUUUUAGAAGAACAAAGAAUGUCCACUCAAAAGUCAGAUGUCUUAGAAAAGUGUUCUGAGGGACAGUUACAAGGUAUAGAAGACUCCCAUGCAGUUAAAAAGAGACUUGCAAUGAGACUUAGCAGAGGAAGACGAACACCUAUAGGAUCAUCUGAUGAAGCAUCCUCGUCGUUUGGUCUAAAUAGCAAAGGUAGCACAGAGUCUGGCUAUUUCUCUCGAUCUGAGAGCACGGAAGUCUCUCAAGAUAGUCCACCAAACACAAGUGCCAAAAGCUAUGCAGAGGUCAUCCUUGGAAAGUUUGGUCGCCUUGGUCAUUUACAAAGGACUGCUCGUGAACAGUAUGACAAUCCUGCUGGGCAAGAAGGGAAAAGAAUUCCAUUCACUGUGCCUAAAAAGCAAGUUAUUGACCACAUAACUAAACUCAUCACCAUUAAUGAGGCUGUGGUAGACACCAGUAAGAUUGACAGUGUCAAACCCAGAAGGUUCUCACUUUCUAGGAAAAGCAGCACAGAAGUGAAGCCAACCUCUUCUAAAGAGUCCUUUCUUCACAGUCCAAAAGAAUUAGAUUUGAGUGCAAAGAGCAGUGGUUCUAUUACUCUUGGUGUACCUUGUGAGAAAUUUCAGCACCAUUCUCUUAGUAUCCAGCAAGCUGACCCAACCACCACUGCUCCUCUUCUAAGAAGUCACUCUAUGCCCUCAGAUGCAGGUGUUAGUGAUGUGUCUGAAACUUCUCGUAGCCUUCGCCUUAGCCAAUCCUUUGAUGACCAGCAGACAGUUCAGAAUCGGCGUCACGGUAUGCUAAGACGGCAGCCUGCCAUUGAAUUGCCCAUAGGUGCUGAAAUGACCAUGGGGGAACAAUCCUAUUCCAGCUCACCAUUCCAUCCCUCAGUUUCUACAGUGCCUAAUCCCAGCCUGAAACAAGAGCCAUUUGAGUGUGAUGCAUGUGGUAUAGUUUUUACUGACUGGGAGAGGUAUCAAACACACAAACAGCACUGCUGCACGCUUCACAUUUCUCAACAAACUGAAAGUCAAGUCUAUCAAGUGGAAGAACCCACAAGAACACACACAACUCGUCCUGGUGCUUUUGCAUUUAGAAAAAGAAGGAAAGAAGAGAGUAUUGAACUUGAAGAUCCUUCUUUACCCUCUGUUUCUUAUAUACCACUGAAAGGUUAUAAACCACCUUGUGAACAGCCUAUUAAAGGGUCCACUCAAGAACAUGGUACAGAAGGUGCUUUGCAAGGAAUAUCUGUCAUACAGCAUACUAGUUCAUUUGAGAAACAUGAUAGUGCUUUAAAAACCCCUGGACCAGAUGAGGUCUCUCACUCUCAUGAUGUCUCUCACUGUUCUCCUGCCUCACAAUCAAAGCAGCAGGCAAGUAAACCAUCCUUCCGUAAACUUGUACGUCAACACAAUGUCCAAGUGCCAGAAAUCCUGGUCACUGAAGAUUCAAACACCAACACCAUGGCAGCAUUACCCCCUCCAACUGUCCCCAAAAUAAAGGACGUUGAGAAAGUCAGCGAGUUCCAAUGGCCCCAAAGAAGUCCAACUUUAGCCCAACUUCCAAUUGAGAAGUUACCACCUAAAAAGAAACGUUUUCGUCUCGCAGAAGCUGCCCAGUCAUCAGGGGACUCAAGCUUUGAAUCAAUGUCCCUGCCUCACAGUCCAAGUCAGGACAGUUGUGUGUCUCAUACCUCCAGUCGAUCAACUUCAUUUGAAGAGGCUUGCAAAGGUGAUGCAGACACGACGCCAACUAGGAGAUCAAGAGCCACUCAUACUUUGACAAUUCCCACAAAUUCUCACCGAGAAAUGAGGCGCUCUGCAUCUGAGCAGGCGCCCCAUGUUCCUCAACAUGCUAACCUUAUUACGGAAACUCGCAGUAAGUCAUUUGACUACAGUAGUUUGUCUCCAGAUCGAACCCCUGCAGGAUGGAGAGCAAGGCGGAAAUGCCUUCUAAUGAGGCAUAGUGCAGUGAGGGAACCUGAGGAGGAAGACCAAUCUUCUAAAGCCAUCAACACCAGUUCUCCCACUCGAAGGACUAACACAUCGCCUAGCUAUAGCCCAGGCAUCUCCUACAGUCCAACCACCACCCAUCUUGUGACUUUAAGCAAUACUGAACACUCAUUUGGUGAGAAGCAGGUCAUGCAAUCACAGCAUGUUUUAUCAGAGAAUACCCAGCAGAAUGCAUUGCAGUUGACCCCAAUGAUUCACAAUGAUCAGCCCACAACAGUGGGAAGUCUUCUUUGUCCAUCAGGUGCUGCCAGAGCUCAUUAUUCUUCAAUGUCGACAGGACUUAAGCUUGAAAUUCCAGUGGAGAAUGAACUGGUGAAUUCUGAUACAAGGCUCAACCAACCAUACCUCACUCAUUAUCCCCAUCAGAAUCUUGGUUUAAAUCUCUGA